UGACCUUAUUGGCUGAGUCACGAACUGGGAGGUGUGGUGAAGACGCUGAAACGUUAAACAAACGUCCCGUGCUGUGGGAGAAGCAGGAGCAAGACCGAGGCUCACGCCGAACCUGCUGCCACUCAACACCGAGGUCAAAACUCCUCAGCCAAAAUGUCUGCUGCCAAGCGUGCCAAGGGGAAGACAACGAAGAAGCGCCCCCAGAGGGCGACUUCCAACGUCUUCGCCAUGUUCGACCAGUCCCAGAUCCAAGAAUUCAAAGAGGCUUUCAACAUGAUUGACCAGAACCGUGAUGGCUUCAUUGAUAAGGAGGAUCUUCAUGACAUGCUCGCGUCUCUUGGAAAGAACCCCUCAGACGAGUACCUGGAGGGCAUGAUGAGUGAGGCUCCAGGUCCGAUCAACUUCACCAUGUUCCUCACCAUGUUUGGAGAGCGACUCAACGGCACCGAUCCCGAGGAUGUCAUACGGAACGCCUUCACCUGCUUCGACGAGGAUGGUUCAGGCUUUAUCCAUGAGGACCAACUUCGCGAGCUCCUGACCACCAUGGGCGACCGUUUCACAGACGAGGAGGUCGACGAGCUUUUCCGCGAGGCACCGAUUGACAAGAAAGGAAACUUCAAUUACACAGAGUUCACACGCAUCCUCAAACAUGGUGCCAAAGAGAAGGAUGACAUAUAAAUAAAUAAAAAAAAAACAAAGAAACAAAAAAACAGGAUACAAGAUUUAUUGAGCGUUCAUCUGAAAUCAGGACUGUUCUCAAAAUGCUGAUUAUACGUUGAUGAUCUUACUGUGUCUGCAUAAGUACUCUGGGGGUUGUUUUGCACACUGAUUAAGCCUAAUUUAGCCAGGUUUAAUGUCUGUCUGCAAAACAAUCCCAACCAGCUUCAGGAGGGCUUUAUUCUGUCAUGUUUACUGCAUACCGAUAUCAUUAUUUGUCUAAAGGCAACAAUUUACCCACCUACAGCUGUGGAAUCAGCAUUGUUUUAAAUUUGGCCAUGAACCCAAUCUCUUUCUCUCUCUCUCUCUCUCUCUCUCUCUCUCUCUUUGUUGAACAGAAUAAGAAAAGAUUAUAACUGAAUAAAAUAAUACUGUUUUGCUUUCCACAAAUCUCCCAUUGUUGCUGAGAAUAAGAUCAACGUCUUGUGAUUGAAGUGGCCGGUAUGGUGGAGAUCAGGUCUCUGGUUAACCUAGUGCUUUACAAGGAAUGUUGGUUACCAAUGGUGAUGUUCUAUCUAGGAUAAUAGUAGAGAAAUUCAUAAUCUAAUCCAGGAAUAGAGCAGAAAAGUCGAAGGGCCUUGCUCGAGGGUCCGACAGUGACUCUCUGGAAAUCCAAGGAUCCAACGUCAUGUCAAUUGAACGUCAAGGAAAAUGAAAACAACUACACUACACUCCUUUCUGAAAGGUUAGACAUUUGUUAUAGUUCUUCCACAGAGUCAAAACAAAUUGUAAGGAGUACUAGCUAAUACCAGCUAACAUCGUAUGAAGGAUACCAUUUGUUUCCAAAAUCGUUUCACAAUAAAAAGUCACUGCAACAUUUUGAAUUGUAGGAACAUUAUCACACAGAGUUCCUUAUUGCUGGGGAACUAUGUGUGAGCCAUGCUCAAAUAACCUUUUGUAGCAAACCAUUAUUACAGCAGUUGUUUAAGGAACAUUGUUAUUUUCGGAACGUCAUGCCCUAGCCUUCUUAGAGCCUGGCAAAAACUCAACGUUCUAAUAAUGUUCUCUGGUAGAUAGGUGGAACCUUUUUGAACCUUUCUGAGAGUGUACCACUGCUCUUUAUGCUAUGUGAGUGCAAUAUCCUACAUGCUAUUGCUAUUUGAAGAUGUUGCUUGGUAUAAUUUGAGGUCAUUUUUCUGUGAAGCCCAAAAUUCACAAUGAAAAAUGAAACAGGUUCAACUGUAAACCAAGAAAUCAAUCAGACUAUAUCUCUUUCGAAGCCACAGGUUACGUUACCGAGUAUGCCAAGUAUGUAAACCAAGCCUUGAAAAUGUUAUUGCUUUUCAUGAGAAGGAUUCUCAGUGCUAGCUGUGGUUUGUACGUUUCAUAAAUUCUUCCGGCAUAACUCCCUGUUCAGGACAAUCCGUUCUCGCAUUAAGUCUGUGUAUAUGACCCUACUUUAAUUACCAUUUCUUAGCCCUCUGGCCCUCCUCUGCUGCCUUCCGAUACCGAGCUAGGACUCUUAAAACAAACAAAUCCAUGAUGUCGGCCAAGAUAAGCAGCACAUGCCUUCCUGUACCACCCUGUUUGGGAAAGAAUGAGACCGACUCAAUAUGCCAGCAGCGUCCCAGCCACUCUUCUGAUAAGGAAUAAACACUUCUAUUUUUAUAUAUAUAUA
Ictalurus furcatus (blue catfish) is the source of this 2335-nucleotide messenger RNA. It is a transcript of the gene myl9a, whose product is annotated as myosin, light chain 9a, regulatory. Gene Ontology annotation, molecular function: calcium ion binding. The record is from RefSeq and is a predicted model, not a curated record. Gene Ontology annotation, cellular component: myofibril; cytoplasm; stress fiber. Lineage: Eukaryota; Metazoa; Chordata; Actinopteri; Siluriformes; Ictaluridae. The transcript has 4 exons. Bases 154 to 678 code for a protein of 174 amino acids. Gene Ontology annotation, biological process: myofibril assembly; platelet aggregation.